Molecule: messenger RNA, 1905 nt
Organism: Alternaria metachromatica
Lineage: Eukaryota; Fungi; Ascomycota; Dothideomycetes; Pleosporales; Pleosporaceae
Exons: 1
Coding region: 1-1905 (634 amino acids)
Source: RefSeq, a predicted model, not a curated record
AUGCGUAAUAACAAGCCAACCAAACGACCAACCGAAACCCCCAUCACCACCACACCUUCCGAAAAACCCGAAGUCCCGGAAACCCAACAGAACUUCGUACGUGUCUACCCUUCAUCAGCGCCACCUCGGUAUGCUAACCGUCCUGCCGGCUCCUCCAGGUUCCGGGAAAGGCUGAGCUUGGAUAUGACGAAUCCGGAGAUAUCUGCCGAGCAACCGCGAUGCUUGAUGGAAAGUAUGGCUAUGGUGCCUGAGACGACUGUGGAGGAGCAUAGGCGAGAUGAUCGUCAGGCUUGUGUACCCCAGGUCAAGGAAGUCGUCUCCAGUGUCUCCAAUCUCAUCAGGAAUGCUGUGGAGGUUGUUAGGCAGCGUUCACGGUCGCCUUCGCCUUCGCCAUCAUCGAUUGGGGACUCUAUUAGCGACGACGAGCCUUUUUCUGUACUUGCCAAACUGGUUGGGAUCGACAAGCGGUCGAUGCCGCGGCCGCCUCCUCCGGCUGCGGUAUAUCUUCAACGUUCCAACGCUGUCAGGUACCGGAAUCGUCCACGGCUGCAGUCGCGGGAUCAGCAAGAUGAUAUGCUUGGUUAUCACCCUGGUGGUGAGGCAGACGCCUAUUUCUUACGAGAUGUUGAUGUCGGAUACGGGGGACCUGGACACCAAUCACAUUCGGUACCCCCGGACUUUGCUAAUACCAACUCACAGCAAUGGGAAGGUGCGAACGUCAAAGGUGCGACCUACUCCCAUGUUGAAUGCUACGAGCUCCCUCAGGUAGGCAGCCCGCAGUAUCGUUCGUACGCCGACAUGGUAGAGGAUGGAUCCUGUCCGCGUCUGCGUGUCAUGAAUCGUACUACCUCAGAUUCUUCUCCACAGUCGGUAUCAUCAAGCUACGGCUCUUUCACCGUAGAGGACACGAACUUCCGCGCACAACUCGCAGCUUCAGCGUCACUGUGCUACCGGACUGAUAUUGAUAUUCCAGAUGACGCCUCAGUUUUGUCGUCAUCGUCAUGGCCAGACUACCCGGAAUAUCACGUCGAUAGACAAGAUGAUGUUUCAGACCGCAUGUCAGAAGCAUUCCUAGCAGCUCGCCGUUUCUUCCUGGAUGAAUGGUCAGUCGAAGAGGCUGUUCCGGCGAAAUCUCGUUUUUCGCUUUACUCGUCCGAGGAUGGUGAGUUUGGGGAUUGUGGGAAUGAGCGGAAAUGUGUUGGCAUUGGUGGAUUAGAUGAAGUUUCAGACGAUGCAGCAGAGGCAGUACCAGCUGUUAGACGAUUUUCUCUUGAUGAGGGGUCGUUUGAAGACGCAGGUUCAGCUGAGUCCCGUUUUCCCUCGUCCGCGGUCUCGAACGGUGGUUCCGGAGACCUUGGGGUUGAGCGUUGGUGGGCUACCAACACGCAACCCGUCGAUGACAACAGCUCGGCAGACGCUGAUGACGAAGGAGAUGAAGAAAACAAUUCGUCUUUUCCGUACUACGUACGUCAGGGGCCACUGAGGGUCCGUAACGCGUCAGUAUCGCAUUCAUCAGAAGGCUCUGUCCCGGAAAGCGCUUCGACCGACUGGUAUUACACACAAGACAGCGCUGAAACUUCAGAGGCUACCCUUGCAGAUGACGACAUGGCUUUCUACGAAGGGCUCUACGAAGAACACAAUCCAGACAACCACAGCGGAUCGAUCGAUCAAUCGCAGUUCGCGGAUUUCGACGGGGAUUUUACGGACGCUCCUUCGCUUACCAACGGUACCUCGCCGGAGAACACCUCCAGAGGCGAGUCUGGUAGCGGACGAGUCUUGAGGGUCGUCAACCAGACCUCCCCUCAAGAUGGCGCCGGGACCGAGAACGAUGACUGCCCGAGUGAGAGCGAAUCCGAUAACGAAGUUCCACGACGUGGUCGAAGUAGAACAAGAAGGGCACAGUAA